Molecule: messenger RNA, 2235 nt
Organism: Glossina fuscipes
Lineage: Eukaryota; Metazoa; Arthropoda; Insecta; Diptera; Glossinidae
Gene: sbr
Product: nuclear RNA export factor 1
Exons: 11
Coding region: 155-2116 (653 amino acids)
Biological process (GO): poly(A)+ mRNA export from nucleus
Cellular component (GO): nucleus; cytoplasm
Molecular function (GO): protein binding; RNA binding
Source: RefSeq, a predicted model, not a curated record
UCAUUGUAAAAAAAUAAAAAACGAAGACUUCUUCGGCUGUUACGGUGAAAAACUUUUGUAUUUGCGCGUAUUUUCUAGCAGAAGUAAUCAUUAUAAAAACCAAGUUAUUGCAAAAUUUUCAAUAAUUUAUUUAAAAAAGCUAUAUAUUUGUAAAAUGCCAAAACCUAAAGGUUUGCAGCGGCCAAGUUAUAAUAGUGGCAGCGGUGGUUCACGCUUUUCUUCACUUAACGACUACCAAAAUGACCAUGACAACCGCGACGAGAUGAUGCGUAAAAAAGAACGCAAUUCAACGCGUAGAGUUAGUUUUAAACCCUCGCAAUUGCAAUCGAAAUGUGGCAUUAAAAGUCGUUUGGCAGAACUGGCGGUACGUACGCGUUUGGAAGAUGAUGAAGAUAUGGAUGGUCUAGCUACGACAUCAACGUUUGAUGAACGCACAAGAGGACCACGACGUAAAGGUUCUCCCAUACCAAAAGGGAAGUUUGGACAAACCCGCAAACUAAUGCCCAGUACAUUCGGAUGGUAUCAAGUGACGAUACAAUUUGCUCAGCGUUAUUCCAAAGAUGAUGUUAUACGUGCCCUACUGAAUGUCAUUUCUCCAGAGAUUUUCAUACCACAUUAUUGGCGUACCGAAAAGAAUUGUGUGCAAUUUUUUGUCGAUGACUAUUCGAUCGCUCAGCGUUUGCAGAGCGUUGAGCGCAAUGUUCAAAUGCAUGAUGGUUAUCGUUUAUCUAUACGGGUGCGCGCUAGUUGCCCAGUUGUCUCCGUGGAUGAAGAAUUCAAGGAAAAAAUGAAGCUAGUUAUGGCCAAACGUUAUAAUCCCCAAACGAAAGCAUUGGAUAUGUCCAAGUUUCACGCUGAUCCCGACUUUCGCAAUAUAUUUUGUGGGCUUUUUCGCUCACAAGUCAUGUCGGCCGCUUUAGAUAUCAUCGAAAAGAAUAUACCGGACUUGGAGGCUUUAAAUUUAAAUGAAAACAGCUUAUCAGGAUUGGACAGUUUUAAAAACGUUGAACAGCGCUUACCGAAUUUAAAAAUACUCUACCUGGGUGAUAAUAACAUCGCUUCCCUCGCACAUCUAUUGGUUUUACGUAAUGUGCCCAUUAUGGAAUUGGUAUUAAAAUCGAAUCCUUUGCGACAACGUUACAAAGAUCACUCAUUCUAUGUCAGUGAGGUGCGACGUAAAUUUCCAAAACUUGUGAAACUGGAUGGCGAGGAGCUGGAACCUCAAAUACUUUUCGAUGUCAAUGAUACCUCUUCUUUGCCAAGGGCUAAGGCUUCAUUCUUAUGUGAUGCUUCCGGAGCGGAUAUAAUACGUCAAUUUUUGGAACAGUAUUUUAUAAUAUUCGAUUCCGAUAACCGGCAACCUUUACUGGAUGCCUAUCAUGAGCAGGCCAUGAUGUCUAUCUCUGUGCCGUCAGCCAGUCAAGCUGGCAGACUUCAAUCAUUUUGGAAAUUCAAUCGUAAUUUUCGCCGUAUUGUUAAUAAUGAGGAAAUAAAUAAAAUACGUCAAUUAAAAGUCGGACGUUUACCGGUUGUUUCUACUCUGGCUGAAUGGCCAAAAACGCAACAUGAUCCUCAAUCUUUUACCGUGGAUUUAACUUUAUUUACGCCCAAACUUAUAUGUUUUACUGUUGGGGGUUUGUUCAAAGAAUUCGAAUCAACCAACAACCCAACGGGCGAUAUACGUUAUUUUCAAAGGCAAUUUAUUAUUGUACCAGCUGGCGGCGGUUUUUGUAUACGGAAUGAAAUGAUAUUUGUAACAAGCGCUGUCGGAUUACAAGCAAGAGCUUUUCUCAAACCACAACAGACGAUGCCAGCAGCGGGUACUGCUGCCACGACGGCGGCAACAAAUAGCUUAAGCAGUGUACAAAAUAGAUUACAGAUGAAUCAACAAGCCACGACUUCGGCUGCAGCAGCUUUAAUACAUCUCCCAGCAAACCAACCUGAUGACGCUACCAAAAUGCAAAUGGUUCAAGCGAUGUCUAUGCAAAGCCACAUGAAUAUGGAGUGGAGUAGAAAAUGUUUGGAAGAAAACAAUUGGGAUUACAAUCAUGCCACCUUCGUGUUCGAUAAAUUACAAAAGGAAAACAAAGUACCGCCAGAAGCUUUUGUAAAAUAAACCUUCCACUUCUCCGACCAGCCUGUCUAAUAAUUCUUCGGAAAUUAUUUUUGUUUCAUAAUUAGUGUUCUCUCUGUUUCCCUAAGAAAUCUUUUUCCUUUUAGUAGGACCUCUUAAUU